Messenger RNA from Cladocopium goreaui, 627 nucleotides. NCBI's taxonomy places the organism in Eukaryota, Dinophyceae, Suessiales, Symbiodiniaceae. The record is from the annotation of a GenBank genome assembly.
AUGCCGGCUACACAAGCUCCUUUCCCAUCACUGGCGGAGCUGCAGAUGCAUGGGCGCCACAUCAAGGAAGCAAUCGAUGAACAGCCUCCACCGAUCCGGACUGCUUGGUAUUUGGGACCAGGUGGCACCCUUGCGCUCUUGGUAACAGCCCUCAUAUCAUCAUCUACCGCAGUUUGCAUGGAUCAUUGCUUGCGGGUUGGCGAUGCUUUGGAAGACAGGCUUCUUGAGUGCAUGGACAGAUGUGAGGUCACAACCCCGCCGUCUGAAAGCUGCGAGAAGACAUGCCAAGGGCAGGUGAAGUAUACCCGCCGGCAGGUCCAGCGACAGCAAUCAGACUGCGUGAGCCCAAGGGAAUUUCCAGGACGCAGCUGUGACUAUGCCGGGAUGCAUGUUGCUUUAAGUGGUCCAAUAUAUCAUACAGCGAAUCAUACAUGAGUUUGUAGAUUCACCAGGGUUUUAAGAUAAAAUGGUGCUCACUAGCAGUCUGAUUAUCGGAAAUGAACAAACAACAUAGAGUGACCGUCAGUGACCGGCCCUGUCAGGCCUGGGGACAAAAACAAAAUCAGCCCGUGGGAGAACUGGAAAGUUGUGAUCAUUUUUGAGGCAACAAGGGAUGCGAUCGACUUC